GGGCUCAGUGAGUUAGAAGACUUACAAGAACGCUACAGUCGUCUAGAGCAUCUUUACAGCGAGGCAGUGAAAGAAAGAGACGAAGCGAUCGAAGAAAGAAACAAAGCCACUGUCCUUAUUGCACUUCAGUUACAAACUGAAACACAAGAACUUAACGAACAGAUUAAUUCUUUGCAGAACGAGAAGCAGAAACUAAUCGAGGAGAACGAAGAUUUGAAAAUUCGACUGGGUUAUGCGAAAGAUGAUUUAAACAAGUUGCAACAAAAACAUAUCAAGCUACAGAUUGAACAAGAACAGUGCUUACAAGAAAAAGAAGAUGCCUUAGCUUUGCUGAAGGAGUUGGAAACCCAGAAAGAAACUUUGAAGCGCGAAAGCAACCAAGAAGAGAACAAACAAGACGAAGACAAAAUGGCGAACCAAGAAAUGGUAAGUGAACAAUACAAUAGGCGAAUUUACAGCAUUCGGGCACCGCAUGAGAUGGUCGAAAAU
This is a messenger RNA of Porites evermanni, 489 nucleotides long. NCBI's taxonomy places the organism in Eukaryota, Metazoa, Cnidaria, Anthozoa, Scleractinia, Poritidae. The record is from the annotation of a GenBank genome assembly.